Molecule: messenger RNA, 777 nt
Organism: Oncorhynchus tshawytscha (Chinook salmon)
Lineage: Eukaryota; Metazoa; Chordata; Actinopteri; Salmoniformes; Salmonidae
Product: rho family-interacting cell polarization regulator 1-like
Exons: 3
Coding region: 1-777 (258 amino acids)
Source: RefSeq, a predicted model, not a curated record
AUGUAUGACCCAGUCAGCUACAUCACUGUCUUCUCCCCCAAACAUACCACACCUGGUCCAGGCUACAUCACUGUCUUCUCCCCCAAACAUACCACACCUGGUCCAGGCUACAUCACUGUCUUCUCCCCCAAACAUACCACACCUGGUCCAGGCUACAUCACUGUCUUCUCCCCCAAACAUACCACACCUGGUCCAGGCUACAUCACUGUCUUCUCCCCCAAACAUACCACACCUGGUCCAGGCUACAUCACUGUCUUCUCCCCCAAACAUACCACACCUGGUCCAGGCUACAUCACUGUCUUCUCCCCCAAACAUACCACUGGUCCAGGCUACAUCACUGUCUUCUCCCCCAAACAUACCACUCCUGGUCCAGGCUACAUCACUGUCUUCUCCCCCAAACAUGCCACUCCUGGUCCAGGCUACAUCACUGUCUUCUCCCCCAAACAUACCACACCUGGUCCAGGCUACAUCACUGUCUUCUCCCCCAAACAUACCACUCCUGGUCCAGGCUACAUCACUGUCUUCUCCCCCAAACAUACCACACCUGGUCCAGGCUACAUCACUGUCUUCUCCCCCAAACAUACCACACCUGGCUACAUCACUGUCUUCUCCCCCAAACAUACCACACCUGGUCCAGGCUACAUCACUGUCUUCUCCCCCAAACAUACCACACCUGGUCCAGGCUACAUCACUGUCUUCUCCCCCAAACAUACCACACCUGGUCCAGGCUACAUCACUGUCUUCUCCCCCAAACAUACCACACCUGGUCCAGGAUAA